This is a messenger RNA of Malus domestica (apple), 2521 nucleotides long. The record is from RefSeq and is a predicted model, not a curated record. NCBI's taxonomy places the organism in Eukaryota, Viridiplantae, Streptophyta, Magnoliopsida, Rosales, Rosaceae.
GUAGGAACAAAUGAUUAAGGGAAUAGAGCAAUCAAAAGGGAUACAUGAAAAGUUGAAAAGUAUGGUUAGAUGGAAAGUAAAAUAAAUUGAUCAGAUGUUGAAAAGUCUUUACAUUUGUAUUUUAUUAGGUAUAUUUUAUACAUUACCGCUCCCACCGGCCCACCGCAAUCUAAAGCAUAGACUAAGCAACAUAGGAUUAGCUUGGCUUCUAUAGAUAAAUAUCCAAAUAUAUUCUUUAGUUUUGAUAAUUUCAAGCUGACAUUUUAGACCAGAAGCAAUGUUAUCUCAAACAUUUCAUCACAAGAAAUCAAACAGCAAAGUUUGAAUGGAGUUUUGAUCAAAGUUCAUAUGUAUGUGUGUGUAUAUAUAUAAGUAUGUUUGUAUACAAGCAAGAAUAUAUUGCUCUUCUUAAUUUGCUUCAAUGUCUUCCAAAACUACAACCCUUCCAUUACUCCUUUCCGCCCUCCUUUUCCUUAUCCAACUCAAUGUCUCCGCCGGCCAAGCCGCGGUCAAGGGCGCCUACUGGUAUUGGGACAGUGGACUUCCAGCCUCCAGCAUAGAUUCCACCCUCUUCACUCAUCUUUUCUGUGCAUUUGCUGACCUCAACGUCGACACGUACCAAGUCACAGUUUCUUCCUCUAACCAAGCACAAUUCUCAAGCUUCACCCAAACAGUCCAACAAAACAACCCUUCUGUCAAAACCCUCUUGUCCAUUGGAGGUGGUGGCGGUGCUGCCCUUGCAGACACAUUCGCUGCAAUGGCGAGCCAACCCGACCGGCGUAAGUCAUUCAUCGAUUCCUCCAUCAGUCUAGCUAGGUCAUACAACUUCCAUGGCCUCGACGUUGAUUGGGAAUAUCCAUCCACCACCACUCACAUGACCAACUUCGGCACCCUUCUCACCGAAUUGCGUGCAGCCGUGGCCAAUGAGUCGCAGACAUCUGGGAACACGGCAUUGCUUUUAACCGCAGCUGUACAUCGCUCAGCGGAUUACUACACCAUAAAUUACCCCUUUGAGUCCAUAUCAAACAGUCUGGACUGGAUCAACGUUAUGGCUUACGACUUCUAUGGCUCUGCCUGGGAGUCAAGCAGAGCCAACACUGGCCCACCUGCUGCGUUAUACAAUGCCACAGCUAGCCAAAUUAACGGGAAUGCCGGGAUCACAUCUUGGAUUGGGGCAGGUGUGGCUGCCAACAAGAUAGUCCUAGGCCUUCCGUUUUAUGGCUACGCUUGGCGCUUGGUCAACGCCGAUGACCAUGGACUUUUUGCUCCGGCUGAUGGACCGGCUAAUGCCGGGACAGAUGGGAGCAUGGUUUACCACCAGAUAAGGGAUUUUAUAAGCCAGAAUGCGGCAGAGACGGUGUACAAUGCGACGGUUGUAACAAACUAUUGCUACUCCGGGACUACAUGGAUUGGGUACGAUGAUACGGAGAGUAUCUCUGCCAAGGUUUCAUAUGCUAAGGAAGAGGCACUUCUUGGAUACUUUGCUUGGCAAGUCAGUGGUGACGACAGCAAUUGGGCUCUUUCUCAAACAGCUUCAACUACUUGGGGAUGAACAUUGCUUAUACAUUUACCUACAAUAAAGCUACACUGUAUUUGUAGACUAAAUACCUUGCAAUACGGGCUAAUGAGGCCAAAUAAACAAUAACCGUUUUUUAUAUAUCUCUUGUGCUACGAGUGUAUGACUUUUUUUUUUUAUUUCCUUAAUUGAUACUCUACUAAUUUCGUCAAUUGUUUUGUUUGCUAGUCACUUAAUAUUAUGGUUUAGUGAUAUUCUUAUUUAUUUGUAAAUAAGAGGUUUUAGAUUCGAUUCUCACUAAAGACAAAUUUGAACUACAUUAUUGCUAGCUCAUUAUGAGGUUAAACCCAACCCCAUCCCCCUUUAUGCAUUUUAUGUGAAUAAAAAACUUACAUAUGAUAAUACACUAUUAAAUUAAAAUGUCACGUGACGGUAAAUUCUAAAGUAACAUUUAUUGUAAAAUUUAACUAGAAUUGAAUAAAAUAAUAUGUGUCAAUUAAUUAAAUAUAUGUUAGACAUAUACUAUAAUUAUGGUGGUGAGCAAAAUGUUCUCGUGGAAAAAGGCCACACGUGGUUUCACGUAUACGUCGAUCUCACCAAUACGGCAAAUUAGGUAUGACCCUUCGCCAGACCAACCAGUAGAGACCCGCGCGCACGCGAGAGAUAGAGCGACUAUAGAGUCAGUCAGGGAAUGCUCAGCGCGUCGGUGCCCGCACCCACACCGUGUUCUCUACCCGCUUCGCCUCCCCACCCUCGCUCCAACCACAUCGCCGCGCGCGCUUCCAUGGCCUCCGCCGCAGCUCGCAGCUCGGCUCGUAUAGCAGUCGUCGGCGACGUCCAUGAUCAGUGGAAUCUAGAAGAAGAUACGAAAGCACUUGAACUGCUGCAGGUGAUUUUGGUGAAGAGAACGUUGAACUCGUUAAGAGCGUUGCAAAUCUCGAUUUUGCUAAAGCAGUUAUUUUGGGAAACCAUGAUGCCUGGCAUACAACACAGUUUUCUGGAAAG